This is a messenger RNA of Thunnus maccoyii (southern bluefin tuna), 3583 nucleotides long. RefSeq names its product gap junction protein gamma 1 (gene gjc1). Gene Ontology annotation, biological process: cell communication. The record is from RefSeq and is a predicted model, not a curated record. The transcript is spliced from 2 exons. The coding region runs from base 689 to 2146 and encodes 485 amino acids. NCBI's taxonomy places the organism in Eukaryota, Metazoa, Chordata, Actinopteri, Scombriformes, Scombridae. Gene Ontology annotation, cellular component: connexin complex.
GGCACACGGCGGAAAGCCUGGUCCUGAAAAACCCGAGACAAAGACACCGCUGGAUGUAGGUGGACCUCCAGUGAUCAACAGAUCGGCAACUCCACUGUCCACUGCGAAGAAGAAGAAGAGGAUGAGGGACCCGACAGACAAUACCGGAGCCAACUGACACAUGUGAGCGACUGACAUAUUUAUUCUCGAGCCAGUCACAGAGAUAUGAACAAAAUAGCUCUCAAGAUUUGGUUUUAAUCAGCCGAUGCGAUUAUUCUUGGCAGCGGGGUAGGUUCAGUCCGUGCCAAAAUGACCAGACUAUUGUCUAGCAUCGCUGUAUCGGAAUGGGCCCGCAGGAAUUUUGGCACCGGUUUUACGCAGCAGACCACAUAGUUUAAUCGACGUUCCUCGACCGAAGGAAGACUAGUGUGACGGGCAUGGACAAAGAAUGCUUACAAAUCUCGCAGUGAUGCUAUGAGAUAAAAUAAAAACCCAUCAGUGAAACACCCUGCUGGUUCCAACUUCCUCCCGAGAAGUGGAGCAGAUAAUCAACGGCGGGAUUCAAGUUUGGACCUCACCAAGUCCAAAACGACCUUCCCCUCCCAAGAAAAAGAUCAUCUUAUAUCUUAAAGCAUCUUCACAGACUCGCAUAGCGAGUCUGUGAGCAGGUGAGAGAGGGACACUGUCUGCCCCACUGUCCAGCGACACCAUGAGCUGGAGCUUCCUCACGCGGCUGCUGGAGGAGAUCCACAACCACUCCACCUUCGUGGGGAAGCUGUGGCUCACCGUGCUCAUCGUCUUCCGCAUCGUUCUCACUGCCGUUGGGGGAGAAUCCAUCUACUACGAUGAACAGAGCAAGUUUGUCUGUAAUUCGGGCCAGCCAGGUUGCGAGAAUGUCUGCUACGACGCCUUCGCCCCUCUAUCUCACGUCCGCUUCUGGGUCUUCCAGAUCAUCUUGGUGGCAAUGCCUUCUCUCAUGUACAUGGGGUAUGCUGUCAACAAGAUUGCACGAUUAGAUGAAGCCAAAGGGGGAGCUGGUUCUGCUGCUGUUAGAACAGGAGGAGGGGGCUACACACACAGGAAGCCCAGGAAAAUCUGCUUUGGAGCGCGCCAGCACCGGGGCAUCGAGGAGACUGAGGAGGACCAGGAGGAUGAUCCCAUGAUCUAUGAGGUGCCAGAGAUUGAACCUCCAAAAAGGCCACGAGAUCCACUGCAACCCGCACCCAGACCCAAAGUCCGCCAUGACGGCCGCAAGCGUAUCCAAGAUGAGGGGCUGAUGCGGGUCUACGUCUUGCAGCUGGUGACUCGCACAGUGCUGGAAGCAGGGUUCCUUGCAGGCCAGUAUCUGCUGUAUGGGUUUCGUGUGAUGCCAGUGUUUGUGUGCUCGGGUAAACCUUGUCCCCACAGUGUUGACUGCUUUGUGUCAAGGCCUACAGAGAAGACCAUCUUCCUGCGCAUCAUGUAUGGUGUCACCGUCCUCUGCCUCAUGCUCAAUAUUUGGGAGAUGCUCCAUUUGGGGAUUGGUACCAUCUGUGACAUUCUUCGCCGUCGGCGCUGCCCACCUCAAGAGGACGAGUACCAGUUGGGCUUGCUGGGCACCACCGGGGGUGUGGAGGGCUCAGUAGGGGGACCAGGGCCGGAAGCAGGUUCUGAGGGAGGAGUGGGUGGAGAUGGGGCUGCCGAUUAUGUUGGCUACCCUUUCUCAUGGAACACCCCAUCCGCUCCACCAGGCUACAACAUUGUGGUAAAGCCAGAGCAGAUGCCCUACACAGACCUUAGCAACGCAAAGAUGGCAUGCAAGCAGAACCGGGCAAACAUUGCCCAAGAGGAGCAGCAGCAGUUUGGUAGCAAUGAGGAUAAUUUUCCUACUGGAGGGGAGGCCCGUGUGGCUCUGAACAAAGACAUGAUUCAGCAAGCUCAUGAGCAACUGGAGGCCGCCAUUCAGGCCUACAGUCAGCAGCACCGGGCAGAGGAGCAGCUUGGGGACAACCAGGACGACAAGCCCCAAAGUAACAUCAUCCAGGCUCAACCGCAGCCACAGACGCAGACUCAGAAGGAGCGUAAGCAUAGACUCAAGCAUGGGAAAGGAGGCAGCAGUGGAGGAGGCAGCAGCAGCAACAGCAGCAGCAGCAAAUCAGGAGAGGGAAAGCCCUCUGUAUGGAUUUAAACACAGAAAUAGUGACAUAUAUUAAAACCAUGUAUAUAUUAAGGAUUGGAUGACAAGCUGUUGCAGUCUUUCUUGGAUACUUAAACACCACUGUGCCUUAAAGAAUCCUGCAAGCUGGAGAAGAUGUGUUUUUGUGUACUGAGGUGUGUAAAAAAAAAAAACGUGAUGUUGCAGCUGACAAUUUGUUUUGUCUGGGCUAUCACUGUCAAACUUGAAACAUCACACCAACACAAACUGUAUUAGGCUACAGUCAUUUUCAUGUCUCGUUCUCCUCAAGUCCUAAAGCAGAUCAUUGACCUCUGUUGUCUUCCUGUUCAUCCUUUCUUAGGGAUUUGAGCUUUGGAAAAUUACUGAAUGAUAAUGAGUUCUGUUGCAAAUCAGAUUGAUCCCAGAUUUGGCUUAGCUCUUUUUCUGGCCGCUCCUCUGCAAAGACACUGACUCCAUUAAUACAUUGGCAUCCUAAUUCUUCGGACAUCAAAAUACAAUGACAUCAAGUACCAUCAUAAUGCAAAGGCAAUGGGAUGCCAUGUCAUCACUAUGCCCUGGCAAACUAAAGCAGUGACUUCAUAUUGUAAUGACGUCAUUACAACAUAAAUGCAAUAAAAUGAAACAACAUAAUUCAAUGGCAGCGCCUAAAGCAGUGACUUUUUAAUGCAGUGAGAGGAUCACCUUCCUGAAGGCAGUGUCCUGUCAGUCAUGUUCUGUGUCUGCUUUCUCUCCAGAGUCAGUAACAGUCUUAUGUUGCUGUGACUUUGCAUUUGACCGUGUGUUUGUAUAUGUUCAGUGUGUGUAUUUUGAAACCAGUGCUACACCAGCUGCUGCUCAGGAACUGAUGAGUACAGCAGUUGGGCUUUUUAUCCAGUCCACAUCUGAGAUUUCCUGAAAGAAAAUGUUCAUUUUACACAAGGUGCAUAAGCAAUCCAGUUUUUUAUAACUUCUCAGUUUCUCUCUGGCUCUUUAUGGCUGUUGAACAAGGCGCUCAGUUCUCCACUAGUGUUUCCAUCUGCCUUGUAGUUGACUGCCCUCUGGUGGUAUCUUCCAUGAUGCUUCCUGUAUACGGGAGUAGAUAUCAGUUGCCAACGCUACCUGCAUCCAGCAACACCUUAACCAGUUGUAAUGUUCCUUUUCUAUUGACAAGCCUUGUGUCAGUCAAGUCUUCCCAGCAGUACAAGUUCAGUGUUAGAUGCACAAGGCUGCAAUAUCACCAUGCGUUAUGGAAAAGGUUUAAAGCCAUUACUAUAAUAUAGUGAGACCAAACACUGUUUGUGUGAUGCAAGUGUCAGUGCCAAGAUUUUACACUAGGCUGCUAUGAGGCCUGGUUGUUUGUAGCUUUGGAAUACUGUGGCCAUGCUACUCCAAUCAUGGAAAAAUGCCUACGUAAGACCAACCCUUUUUAUAAGAGUCACUUCUUUUUUGUAUUACAGUAUGUGUAUUGCU